AUGCAUAACCUUAAGCUAGCAGAGGAAAGAGAAUACUCGAAUACUCAGCAACAGGAAAUUAAUAAUUUGAAAAUGGAUAUUACUAUACUAUGGAAACAAGAGGAAAAGUAUUGGGGUCAGAGAUCUAGAGUGAAAUGGCUGAAGUUUGGCGACAAGAAUACUGCUUUUUUCCAUGCUUCUACCAUUCAACGAAGGGACAGGAAUAUGAUUGAGAGAUUAAAGGAUACUAGUGAAGAAUGCAAAAUCCCUAUUAGAUUGACUAAAGAUAUGAAUCGAGAGCUAAUGAAAGAGGUUUCUGAUAAGGAAAUCAAAGAAGCUACUUUCAGCCUUGGAAGUCUUAAGGCACCAGGUCCAGAUGGAUUAAAUAGCCUUUUUUUCCAAAAGCAUUGGGGAAUUAUUGAGAAAGAGGUCUCUUAUAAAAUUAAGAUCAAUGGUAUUUUGUCAAGAAGUUUUGUGCCGCAGAGGGGACUAAGGCAGGGAGACCCCCUUUCGCCAUACCUGUUUAUCAUAGCAGCUGAAGUUUUUACUAUCCUUAUGGACAAGGCUAAAGAAGAGGGUAGAAUCUCUGGUGUCAGAAUUGCUCCUACUGCUUCAGCCAUUUCUCAUCUCCUCUUUGCGAAUGACUGCAUUAUUUUCUCGAAGGAUAGUGAGGAGGAAGUUCUGAUCAAAAAUAGAGUAGAAAUAGAAGAGAUCUUAGGGUUGUCUGCUUGGGAUCAACCAGGUAAGUACCAUGGUCUUCCGGCUCAGUGGGGUAGAUCUAAGAAUAAAGCUCUGAGGUGGAUUGAGGAGCGUGUGUCUGAUAAGCUUUGCGGUUGGAAAGAAAAACUUCUUACUCAGUCUGAGAGGGAGUUUCUCAUCAAAUCGGUUAUUCAAGCGAUACCUGCCUAUGCUAUGAAUGUCGGCCUCUUUCCUAAAGGUUUUUAUCACCGUCUUUGUCAGAAAGUGGCUAAAUUUUGGUGGGCCUCUACUAGUAAGGAUAGGGGUAUCUAUUGGAGGAGUUGGGAUAAAAUUUGUGCUAGCAAAAGGGAUGGAGGAAUUGGUUUUAAGAAUUUUUAUAGUCAAAAUAUAGCACGCUUGGCAAAACAAGCAUGGAGAGUUUUCGAAUGCCCUAAUGCGGUCUGGGUUCAGGUGCUUAAGGUUGUCUAUUUUCCGAAUGAGGAUUUUAAAGUAACUAAGGCAGGAAAGGGAGCAUAUUGGAUCUGGAAAAGUAUUGUUCAUGGUAAGGAUUUCCUUUUGAGAAAUGGGAGAUGGUUGAUUGGGAAUGCAGAAAAAAUGAGAAUCUUGGAAGAUAAUUGGAUAUUGAACAUGAAGAAGAGUCCUGAUGUUAUGAAUGAUGACGUCACGUUUGUAAAGGAGCUAAUUAGUGAAGGACAGGGGUGGAAUAUAAACGAGUUAAGGAAACAUUUUGAUGGAGAUACUAUAGGGAAGAUCAUUAGAACCCCGGUGAGUGUUAUUGGUAGAGAAGACAAAUUUAGUUGGCCUCUUAAAACAGAUGGGAAGUACACUAUCAAAACGGGAUAUCAUGUUGCCAGAAAAGAGCAGCAUAUCGAUAAUAACAAUAGCCCAUCAACUAGUGAUGACUUUAAGGACUUAUGGAGGGACAUUUGGAAAUUAAAAGUGCCUCAAAAGAUCAGAACCUUUCUAUGGAACCAGAGUCCACUGAGCAUGCGCUACUGCUCUGCUCUUGGACAAGGGCUGUGUGGUUUGGAGCCCAAAUUCAGUGCUGUCCUACGGCCCAUACAGUCUCAUAUUUUGGAAAAUGGAUAA
Molecule: messenger RNA, 1767 nt
Organism: Arachis ipaensis
Lineage: Eukaryota; Viridiplantae; Streptophyta; Magnoliopsida; Fabales; Fabaceae
Source: RefSeq, a predicted model, not a curated record